ACAUCCAACCAAGUUUCCUGAACGAUGACAUGAAAACCUUACCACAUAUCCGGGCACUUCAAAAUGGCAGCCUCCAGCGGCAGUGGUAUUUCAGGUGGGACCCGCACUUAUGGUGAUAAACCAAACCCCAUUCGCAUCGAAGAUGGAGGAGAGCUAUACUACAUUGGAUCAGAGGUUGGUAAUUACCUGCGGAUGUUCAGAGGUUCUCUUUACAAGAAAUACCCAUCAUUAUGGAGGAGGUUAUUGUCACCAGAGGAGAGGAAAAACAUAGCACAAAUUGGUGGAAAUCUUCUCGGGUUUGGCCAGCAUACCUUGGCUACCAACAUAACAUUACUGAGAGCAGCAGAGGUGGAUGAGAUCCUGAUGGGGAAUGAUGAUAAAUAUAAAGCAGUCUCUGUCAGCAGUGAGCCAGUGGUCUCCAGGGACAACAAGUCCAAGCGUGGCAGUAACUGGGUUCCAGCUUUACCCAGUACAUCUCACCAUCUGGAUGCUGUGCCAUCUUCCACUCCUAUCAACAGAAAUAGACUGGGGCGAUUAAAAGUCAGAACAUUCCCAAUGUGCUUGGAUGAGACAGACCCUGGUCUGGUCCAUGAGAAUGCCAACCAACCAGAGGUGCUAGUUCCUAUUAGGUUAGACAUGGAGUUUGAUGGGCAGAAACUGAGAGAUUGCUUCACAUGGAACAAAAACGAGACUCUCAUAACACCAGAGCAGUUUGCAGAGAUCUUAUGUGAUGACCUAGAUCUGAAUCCAGUCUCCUUCGUUCCUGCAAUAGCCCAGUCAAUACGACAACAGAUGGAAGCUUUUCCUACUGACAAUCUUUUAGAGGAACAGAAAGACCAAAGAGUUAUUCUCAAGCUCAACAUCCAUGUGGGUAAUAUUUCUUUGGUAGACCAGUUUGAAUGGGACAUGUCUGAAAAAGAUAACAGCCCAGAGGAAUUUGCCACAAAAUUAUGUGCCGAACUUGGUCUGGGAGGAGAGUUUGUGACGGGUAUAUCAUACAGCAUCAGAGGACAGCUCAGUUGGCAUCAAAGAACAUAUGCAUUUAGUGAAUCUCCUCUACCACUAGUAGAAGUGGCCAUUCGCAAUCAGAACGAGGCUGACACCUGGUGUCCCUUCCUGGAGACACUGACAGACGCAGAGAUGGAGAAAAAGAUAAGGGAUCAAGACAGAAACACAAGGCGUAUGCGGCGUUUGGCCAAUACAGCACCAUCAUGGUAAAACUAAAGGUGUAUGAGGACUGUUUAAUCACAUAACGUUGUGAUUUUGUAAAUAUGUAUAGAGACUAAAAUCCAAAAUGUAUACCAAAUAAAAAUGGAAACUUCUGCAUUUUGGUA
Lingula anatina is the source of this 1334-nucleotide messenger RNA. Its product is annotated as SWI/SNF-related matrix-associated actin-dependent regulator of chromatin subfamily B member 1. Gene Ontology annotation, cellular component: nuclear chromosome. The record is from RefSeq and is a predicted model, not a curated record. Gene Ontology annotation, biological process: chromatin remodeling. NCBI's taxonomy places the organism in Eukaryota, Metazoa, Brachiopoda, Lingulata, Lingulida, Lingulidae.